UUCACGCUGUCCUCUUCCAGGGAAGCAGCUCGGGCACCGGCCGGCUGCAGGCACCCCGGACCAUGUCACAUCUCUGAGCCGGUGACGGGGAGCAGCUGUCCACCCCCCGCCUUCCCAACCCAGCUUUGAGAUGUUGAGCUUGAAGCUUCCGCGGCUGUUCACCAUCGACCAGAUGCCCCAGGUGUUCCAUGAGCAGGGCAUCCUCUUCGGCUACCGACACCCACAGAGCUCCGCCACUGCCUGUGUCCUCAGCCUUUUCCAGAUGACCAAUGAGACCCUCAACAUCUGGACUCACUUGCUGCCCUUCUGGUUCUUCGUGUGGAGGUUUGUGACCGCCCUGUCUGUGACGGACAUCCAGAGGGACAGCUACUCCUGGCCUCUGUUCGUGUACAUGGGCACCAGCUGCGUGUACCCCUUCGCGUCCAGCUGCGCGCACACCUUCAGCUCCAUGUCCAGGAACGCCCGGCACAUCUGCUACUUCCUGGACUACGGGGCCGUCAACCUCUUCAGCCUGGGCUCAGCCAUCGCAUACUCGGCUUACUCGAUCCCGGACGUGAUGGUGCACACCGCCUUCCACGACUGCUACGUGCCCCUGGCCGUGCUGAACACCAUCCUUAGCACCGGCCUCUCCUGCUACUCCAGGUUUCUCGAAGUCCAGAAGCCCGGGCUCUGUAAGAUGCUUCGCGUCCUCGCCUUUGCUUAUCCCUACACCUGGGACUCCCUCCCCAUCUUCUACAGGCUGUUCCUGCACCCCGGGGAGAGUGCGCAGAACGAAGCCAUCUUGAGCCACCAGAAGCACAUGGCCAUGACCAUCCUGGCCUCUUUCUUCUACUCCGCACACCUGCCAGAGCGCCUGGCACCUGGACGCUUCGACUACAUCGGUCACAGUCACCAGCUGUUCCAUGUGUGUGUGAUCCUGGCCACUCACAUGCAGAUGGAAGCCAUACUUCUGGACAAGACCCUGAGGAAGGAAUGGCUCCUGGCCCACUCCAGGCCCCUGUCUUUCCCUCAGAUAGUUGCGGCCAUACUCCUGUGCCUCGUCUUCAGCCUCAGCAACAUAAUUUAUUUCUCAGCUGCUCUGUAUCGGAUUCCUGAGCCAGAAUCACAUAAAAAAGAAACAUGAUUCAGACCAUAAGCUUUUCGUGCCAGGUGUCAGCCUUAAGCUACAACAUUCUGACCGCCAGAAGCCAGCGGUCGGGUACCAGUAUCCAAAGGUCUAAAGUAUUCACAAUGGCUGAUGUCUUGGCAUUUUUGAGUGGGUUCAUGUCAAUAAGGUAUUGAACUGGGGAAAUUUCUCUAGCUGUGCACUGAUUCUAUAUUAUGAUUUUGAAAGGGGAAGAUGGGUUCAUGUAAGUCCUUGUUAGGGCAGAUUCUUAAUAUUUCAUUAAGUUUUAAAUUUAUUUACAAUGGGUUUUUCAAUUCUAUUUAAACAGUUCGAUUAAGCAUACCGCCCUUGUAGCUUGACUAUUAAACAGCUGAAUUACCCUUUGCAAAUGGAACUUGCUUCAUUUGAUGAGUUCCACAUAGCACGGCCUCUGCCCAGAGGUCCGCAGUGGGAGGAGAAUGAACCAGAAAGAUCAGUGUAAGGAACCUGGGUAAGAGGAAGUUGGGUCUGUGGGAGCUCUGGGGACAGGGCAGGUGCUCCAGAAUGAAGAGACCUGGUUUGGGGAGGGGUCUUCUUCCUUUUCCCACCUAGCGAAGGGAAUGAAUAGAAUGAGUCCUCUUUUCCAUAAGUCUGUUGUGCCUCAAUGUGCCAAUUCCCCUGUCAUGUGGAUCUGGAUCUUCUGAAAAGUCUACAUGGCUGGGUGUCCAUGUUCUGUUGUUUUUGUUUUCUGUUUUCUUGUUGCCAGUUUGAUGCUGUACAGGAUUGUGUAGUACACAAUGUGUUAUGUGUGGGAGCUGGCCGACUUAGGCCCAGUUGGCUGUGUUCGUCUGUCACCUUUUAAACCAAUGGCAUCGCUAUACCUGGGGAUGUUAUACAUUUGAUGUCGUGUCGGCAUCUCAGAUAUACUGCAAAUGUUAGGGUUCGUGUGCAGAGGUGCCGAGACCUUGCUAAAGGGUUGGUCAACUGUGGUGAUUCUUAAGCUUUCCCGUCAAUCAGAAACACCUGGUGGGGUUGUGACAAAUGCAGAUUUCCAGGCAAAAUCAGAAGAUUCUGCACUCGUAGUUUAAAAUGUAGGUCUUUUUGUGGAGAUUUGCCCUAAAUCGGAGCAAGUCCCCAGGUGAUUCUAAUGCAGAAGGGCCCCAGGCCAAACUUGAACACAUGCUCUCCUCGAGAAUUCCAGAAGGCACUGGGCCUAUCAGCAUUGCUGCGAUUGACCUAAUUUUCAGCGACUUAGCAUCUAAGGAUGUCUCCCCUGCUUUCUCCUCUGCAUGAGAUAGAGCGUUUUCUCAUCUUUUGCAUUGGUAGUUAAAAUUUAGUAUUUCAUGGUGUUUUUGGAGUACAGAAAAUGCUGAUACAAAACAGUUUUUAACAGAGGCCCUUCAACCCCUGAUCUGCACUUGCACAUGACUUAGGGGGCUGCCCAUCACAAAGCAGGAUCUUCUCUGCUGACUCAGGAACACCCCCAUAUCUUCGAAUACUGCCUCUGUGGUUAACUGGCCUGGAAACUCGAAUGGCCUUGUGAAUAGCUCAUCGUCCAAUCCUCUAAGGACAAGUAAAAAUUUAUAUUGGAUGAGAGUGGUCAAGAAAUAUGAUUUCAUUAGUUUUAUUAUCUGUUUACUUCCUCUGGGGAAUGUAGACUGAUAAAAUUAUAUGGGCUGAUAAAUUUUUGGUACAUUAAAUGCCAGCUGCAUGACGAAAUUUGGUUUUUGACAACAAUCUGACAUUGUUAGUGGAAUUUUGCCCCAGCAGGGUCUGUGGGCUUCCAUUUCAUCUUGCUGUAACUGCAGUUUUAUGCUGAGAAGUGCAAAGUUUAAAUACCCUUUUCUAGCAAUGCCAAAGACAUGAAGCUUUUUAAUAUCUCCUGUUUAGAGAGAGUAAAAUAAUGUUCUUUGUUUAGCUCAGAAAGAGCUGGAAGAUAGUAGCUGAUUCAUGUGAAGGACCUUUAGAUUAUUUAAUUUUUGGUUAUGUGGCUUUUUCAUCAUACUUCAUGAUGGAAAAGAAAUGUUAAAUCCACAAAGUAGGAGCUGUGUUUCAGUAUGUUUUUAGAUGUUUGGUAAACUUUGUCCCAUGAUAUACUUUUGGACAGUGUUACAAGUUAAAAUUUGAGAAGAGUUUCCAACGUACUGACUUGGAAACCUCUAGAUAUGGAGAAUGGGUUCACAUAUAUUAAUUACCAUUAGGUAUUAAGAGUGAUGGCAGUAGAGUUUUGCUUAAGCCAUCCCAGAAAGUUAAAAAGUCUGGCAUUGGGUGAGCUGAAGACUUCGCUGAGAAGAUGUCUCUUCACGUAGCGGCUCUCAGGGUUUUUCGAGUGUCUCCGUUCGCCCGGAGAUACGCCAUACUCCCAUUGGUAGCGACUGCUCCCCAUGGCACUGCCUCGGAAGGGGUUGCGUGCGGGGUGACAGACUCCCAAUGGGAUGUCCUUGUUCUUCCUCCCCCUGCUUGAGAAGCACUGUUCCAAAAUUUCCCUGAUGCCACAGUUGUGAUAAAACUUGAAUUUGUUUGAAUGAGGCCAUGUAGUCAACUUCACCUUCCUCCACUCAUCUUAAGAGCUUCACUUGCCACUGCUCAGUUUUUAGAGAGAAACGAAUUUGUCAGUGUGGAUUAAAAUGAGAAGCGGGAGGUUUUAGAAAUCAUUUGAGUACAAGGUGGUCUAAAUAUUUGGUCUGCUGGAGUCUUUCUCAAAGUGCUUGAUGUGGAACCCAGUUCUAAGGAAGGCAAGGUGGAGGAGAAUGGUGUGGUCACGUGUGUUGGAGAGACACUUCCUUUGGCUCUAUUGUGUCCCAAAUUUGUUUUGGCUAUGGCACUGUAUGAAACACCUGUUAGCACUGUAUGAAAACACUUUAUAACAUAUUAGUUGAAUGCCAGCCUCUGAUUUUCUAGCCAAAAGCCAUCACAGACGAAAAGGCAAAGACCCAUUUCCAAACUCAGUUAUAGCACUUAAAGCAAUGUCUGGUUUUUGUAAACUGUGUGGGCAAAAGAAAAUAAAAUUUAUUUAUUACAAUAAA
Messenger RNA from Ailuropoda melanoleuca (giant panda), 4110 nucleotides. It is a transcript of the gene PAQR5, whose product is annotated as progestin and adipoQ receptor family member 5. The transcript has 7 exons. Lineage: Eukaryota; Metazoa; Chordata; Mammalia; Carnivora; Ursidae. Gene Ontology annotation, molecular function: signaling receptor activity. The record is from RefSeq and is a predicted model, not a curated record. Bases 131 to 1123 code for a protein of 330 amino acids. Gene Ontology annotation, cellular component: membrane.